Messenger RNA from Monosiga brevicollis MX1, 3918 nucleotides. RefSeq lists its product as uncharacterized. The record is from RefSeq and is a predicted model, not a curated record. Lineage: Eukaryota; Choanoflagellata; Craspedida; Salpingoecidae. Gene Ontology annotation, cellular component: delta DNA polymerase complex. Gene Ontology annotation, biological process: base-excision repair, gap-filling; DNA-templated DNA replication; nucleotide-excision repair, DNA gap filling. The transcript has 27 exons. The coding region runs from base 1 to 3918 and encodes 1305 amino acids. Gene Ontology annotation, molecular function: 3'-5'-DNA exonuclease activity; DNA-directed DNA polymerase activity; nucleotide binding.
AUGGCUUCGGCGUCAACCAUUUCUGGCGCCAUGCCGCAAAAGCGGCCCAAAGUCAAUCCGGCUGAUGCUGUUCACGAGUCCACGUUUACCUCCGAGCUCAGUGCCAUGGAUGUGGGGGCAGACCAGAUUGAAAACGAACCUGCUCUAGCCACGCGUGCCAAGUGGACCCGUCCCGAGGCGCCCUUGAUCAACCCCGCAUCCGAGGCACUCAUUUUCCAACAGCUAGAGUUAGAUAGCUACCUCGGCUCUCCAGUAUCAAACAUGCCUGGCCCACAGACUGACACUGUGCAGAUUGUUCGCAUGUUUGGCGUCACGGCCAAGGGCAACAGCGUCAUGCUCCACGUUCAUGGCUUUGCACCCUACCUCUACUGCACCAUGCCCAACAACUUGACAGAGAGCCAUCUCCGUGAAUUCAAGACCAAGCUUGAUGUCUUGAUCAAAAAUCAAACGGCUGCUGCCAAAAACUUUUCCGAAGUGGUGCUGGCCGUGGAAAUUGUCGAGAAGGAGAGCAUCUAUGGCUACAAGGGCACGGGCAAAAUCAAUUUUCUCAAAAUCACACUCAUUCAGCACAAGUUUAUCAGUACUACACGCCGCAUCCUUGAGGGCGGAUCGCUCUCAAUCUCCAUCGGCCCUUGCGUAUGCUUUUCUCCUGUCCUUGCCAAGAGUGUGCCAACAGUGGCCACUUUGCACGUGCCUUCCCUACGCGCAUUGCUCACCCCGUCGCGUUUACAGGCUCUGCAAGUCUACGAGGGCAAUCUGGAAUUCAACCUUCGAUUCAUGGUCGACACUCAAGUGGUCGGCUGCAACUGGAUCGAAUUGCCCGCUGCCAAGUACCAAAUGCGGAAUGAAGAAGACAAGGUCUCUUACUGCCAGUAUGAAUGUGACAUUGCUUACAACAACCUGGUGUCGCAUGCACCCGAAGAUCGCUGGCAAGAGAUUGCCCCAUUGCGGAUCCUCAGCUUUGAUAUCGAGUGCCAAGGGCGCAAGGGCGUCUUCCCGGAUCCCAACGAGGACUCGGUCAUCCAAAUUGCCAAUAUGGUGCAGAUUCAAGGCCAGAGCAAACCAAUCAUCCGCAACGUUUUCACCCUUGACUCAUGUGCCGCCAUUGUGGGCUGCGAUGUUCGAGAGUUUGCUGACCCCACGUCCAAGGUGAGCCUCAAGCCCGGCUCUAAGCGCAAUGAACUCGAAAAGCAAAUGCUUGAAGCGUGGUCGGAGUUUGUUCGCGAAGCAGACCCCGACGUCAUCACAGGCUAUAACAUUCCCAACUUCGAUCUGCCUUACCUAUACAACCGUGCCAACAAGCUUGGCGCCACAAAAUUUCCCUUUUUGGGCCGCCUGAAAAACGUGCAAAGCCGCCUGACAGACGUCAAGUUCAGCUCCAAGGCUUACGGCACGCGCGAAUCCAAGGCGCUUAGCAUGGAAGGCCGCGUCACUUUUGAUGUUUUGCAGGUGCUGCAGCGCGACUACAAGCUGCGCUCCUACUCACUCAACUCGGUCAGUGCCAACUUUCUCGGCGAACAAAAGGAGGACGUACAUCACAGCAUCAUUACAGACUUGCAGCUUGGCAAUGAUCAGUCCCGUCGUCGAUUGGCUGUAUACUGCAUGAAGGAUGCUUAUCUUCCCCUGCGCCUCCUGGACAAGCUCAUGUGCAUUGUCAACUACAUUGAGAUGGCGCGUGUCACCGGCGUUCCGUUCAGCUAUCUCCUCUCGCGUGGCCAGCAAAUCAAGGUCGUUUCACAGCUGAUGCGCCAUGCUGGCGAGCACGACCUCAUCAUUCCAGUCAUGGACAGUCAGGCUUCAGAGGAGCAGUAUGAAGGCGCAACCGUCAUCGAGCCCAAGCGAGGUGAUAUUCUAUCGUGCUUUCUUGGUGCUGGGCUGGGUCAUGAUCUCAAUACAUGUGGUGGCGGUCUGGACAUUCGUUUCAAUGCUCGGCCCAUAGGCUACUAUGACAUUCCCAUCGCUACUUUGGAUUUCAGCUCGCUGUACCCCUCCAUUAUGCAGGCUCACAACCUUUGCUACACUACUUUGGUCAAGGACAAGAGUGUGCUGGGCAAUCUCAAGCCGGAUGAGUACAUUCGCACUCCAACCGGGGACCAUUUCGUCAAGACCAAUGUUCGCCAGGGCUUGCUGCCACAAAUUUUGACCUCGCUGUUGGAUGCCCGCAAGCGCGCUAAAAAGGAUUUGAAAAAUGAAAAAGACCCUUUCCGCCGCUCAGUUCUCAACGGCCGACAGCUUGCGCUCAAGAUUUCUGCCAACUCCGUGUAUGGCUUCACGGGCGCAACAGUGGGCAAGUUGCCCUGCUUGGAGAUUUCCUCCUCUGUGACGGCCUUUGGACGGCAAAUGAUUGAGCAAACAAGACAAAAGGUCGAGGAACACUACUCCAUUGCAAAUGGUUACAGCCAUGAUGCUGAAGUCGUUUAUGGUGACACGGAUUCCGUCAUGAUCAAGUUUGGCACCACCACGCUCGAGGAGACCAUGAAACUUGCUGAGGAAGCUGCGCAAGUUGUGACGGAGACCUUUGUUCGGCCCAUUAACCUGGAGUUUGAGAAGGUGUAUUUUCCCUACCUCCUCAUCAACAAAAAGCGCUAUGCCGGGCUCUACUGGACGCGUCCGGAAAAGUGGGACAAGAUGGAUUCCAAGGGCAUUGUGACUGUUCGCCGUGAUAACUGCCCACUGGUGGUCUCCCUGAUCAACACCUGUCUUCACAAGCUCCUCAUCGAGCGCGAUGUCGAAGGUGCCGUCGAGUACGCCAAAAAGGCACUGAGCCGUGCGGCUGAAGACUAUGAUGGCAAACAAGCUCAUGUCGAGCUGGCGGAGCGGAUGCGCAAGCGUGAUGCUGGCUCUGCACCAACCCUUGGUGAUCGUGUGGCUUAUGUCAUCAUCCAGGCCCGCAAAAACGCACCCGCUUUUGAAAAGUCGGAAGACCCGAUUUAUGUGCUGGAGAACAAUGUACAGCUGGAUGCACAAUACUAUCUGCACAAUCAACUGGCAAAGCCUCUGAUGAGCAUCUUUGAACCCAUCAUGGGUGACAAGGCCAAGACCCUUUUAUCAGGGGAUCAUACCCGCGUUGUGGUCAAGCGCUCCAACUCCAACUCCUCGGAAGGGCUCUUCAAGUUUACUAAAAAACGUGAAACCUGUCUCGGCUGCCGUGCCCUUCUCAACGACAGCGGUAUGUUCUCUCUCUCUCUCUCUCUCUCUCUCUCUCUCUCUCUCUCUCUCUCUCUCUCUCUCUCUCUCUCUCUCUCUCUCUCUCUCUCUCUCUCUCUCUCUAUUUUUCUGCAAUUCUCAUGGUCGUGUCGUCUCUUGUGCUUUACAGGUGCUUUGUGCGCGCGAUGCAAGCGGGACGAGGCUGUUCAUUAUCAACGCGAGCAAGAACGUUUGGCAGCCUUGGAAGAACGAUUUGCGCGGCUAUGGUCACAAUGCCAGCGCUGCCAAGGGUCAUUGCAUCAAGACGUUCUCUGCACCAGCCGCGAUUGCCCGAUUUUCUACAUGCGGCACAAGGUUCAAAAGGAUCUCAAAUCACAGGACCGCGUGCUGCAGCGUUUUGACACGGCUUGCUGUUCAAUUGACUUGAAUUCCACUGCCGAGCCUUGUCAAAAGUGCGCCAAUUUGCUUCGGGUGUUUGGGGGCUACCGUGUGUGCUGUUUGACGAAGGAUUCCCAAUUUGCCAAUGUGCGACCCAAGAGCGAGAGAAAAGAGUCAUGCCUUAGCCAGAGCCCAUGUCAAGGCAUCAAAAAGAUAUAUCAUUUGAGGACGUACCGGCUCUACAACGUUGUUCGCCUGAAGCCAUUGCUGGAGGAUGAACGUCUCGGCGGCGCAAUCAUAACAGUGGUCCGUGCCUUCUGCCUGUGGACAUUUGACAUCCCGAUGCAUGAGUUUCAAAGAUAUGUGGCCAUCACAAUCGGCUACAGACCGUGA